UCUCGCCUUCCCUCUCCGUAGAGAUGACAAAAAUAUCAAUCGAGUUCUGCAUAAUCUCCGCACGUGGUCUAGGCCGCAAAUCAUCAUUGCUGAAGCCACAGUGGUUUGCAGUCGGAUGGGUUGAUCCCAACAGCAAGUAUUGCACUAAGGUUGAUACAUCAGGACACUCGGACGCAAAUUGGGGCACCAAGUUCUCGCUCUCGGUUGAAGAACAUGAUCUGGCACUGCAGCGGAUGGAACUGACAGUUGAAGUCUACAGGAGAGAGCCCAUCUUUCUGACGGAACAUCUCCAGGGAGCUGUGACUGUCCAGAUGAAAGAGUACCUUGACAAAUUUGCAUGCAGUGAGGAGCAUUCUGGUGUUACUGAGGACACUGGGAGUUUCCAGCUUAGAAGGAAGAAGUCAGACAAAGCUCAUGGGUUUGUGGAUAUAUCCAUCCGAAUCUGCAAGGAGAAAGAUGAUAAUGGUCAGUUUUCAGGAUCAGGUGAAGGAUUGAAGUACCCAGAUCAGGUCGGCAUCACAUUAGCAAUAGAGGAUGGUCCAGUUUACAGUUAUCCACCAUUGCCUUCCAACCAUUACAGGGGCCGUACCAAAGAUGUCGAUCACUAUAGUAAUGCCAUGCCAGUGACUCCUAGAACUCGCUCAGAUCCACCCCCUUCAGGAAGUAGCUACAGCUACCAACCCCCAAUGGUUCCAUCACUGCCGCCACCAACUUCAUACCCCAGCUUCUUUCCACCACAGUAUACCGGUAGGGAUCAAGUGCCACAGAACUACAUAAAUAUACCACCUAGAAAAUAUGCAGGUCAGAAUGGCGCAACAAACUUUGGAAUGGGGCUUGGAGCUGGAGCACUGGCGGCUGGAACUAUGAUAUUUGGUGAAACCCUGUUGCCAGGUCCAAGUCUCAGUGCUGGUAUUGACGGUCCAAGCCUAUCAGUAUCCAAUGCUGCACCAUUCUGAUAGCUGAGAAACAGUAUACCGAUGCUAGCUUGUAACAACAUAUGAACAGUUAUGAGCAUUCAAUUGCAUAUAAUGGGGUAAUGAUGCUCAAAUCACCGCAA
Messenger RNA from Brachypodium distachyon (stiff brome), 1057 nucleotides. RefSeq lists its product as uncharacterized. The coding region runs from base 24 to 956 and encodes 310 amino acids. NCBI's taxonomy places the organism in Eukaryota, Viridiplantae, Streptophyta, Magnoliopsida, Poales, Poaceae. The record is from RefSeq and is a predicted model, not a curated record. The transcript is spliced from 2 exons. Gene Ontology annotation, biological process: defense response.